UUCUCCUGGAGCUGCCCGAGUCACUGGCCAUCACUGGUGGCUAUGCCCAGCAGUACCGAGCCGUGCAGCUGCACCUGCACUGGGGCUCCCCGUUGGGACUCGGCUCGGAGCACACCGUCAACGGCCAACGCUUCGCUGCGGAGAUCCAUGUGGUCCACUACAACACCAAGUAUGACAGCUUUCAGGAGGCGAUGGUCCACCCAGAUGGCCUGGCUGUACUGGGAGCCUUCCUGGAGGUUGGGCCAAGGGAGAACCCAUACUAUCAGGAAAUACUCGAGCAUCUGUACAAAAUCCAAAGAGAAGGUGAGGAAGUCUUGGUGCCUGGAUUCAACAUUGCAGGUCUGCUGCCUGCCAAUCUGAAACUCUACUUCCACUACAACGGUUCUCUCACCACUCCUCCCUGCUACCAGACAGUGAAGUGGACAAUCUUCAACCAGACCAUGGUGCUCUCUCAUGACCAGAUGCUGAUGCUAGCGAUGAGCCUGAGAAACGACGACAACCAACCUCUGGAGAACAAUUACCGGCUGGUGCAGGGCCUGCAUGGGCGACGGGUGCUGGCGAGUUUCCAGACCACCCUCUUUUCAUCGAAGCAGCUGCCUUCUGGUAGUGACAGCUCAGCAGGAGCAGAAGGACACUCCAGCUCAUUUCACGCAGGGGAUGUGCUGGCCGUGCUCUUCGGGGUGCUCUUUGCCAUCACGGCGCUGGCUUUCCUGCUGUACAUCUACAAGCACCGCAGCCAGAACGCACGGCUGGACUCACCGACCAAAUCCAAGGUCAUCUACACAGCAGCCACCACAGAGAACACCGCGUGA
Molecule: messenger RNA, 812 nt
Organism: Antrostomus carolinensis (chuck-will's-widow)
Lineage: Eukaryota; Metazoa; Chordata; Aves; Caprimulgiformes; Caprimulgidae
Product: carbonic anhydrase 9
Exons: 9
Cellular component (GO): plasma membrane
Molecular function (GO): carbonate dehydratase activity; zinc ion binding
Source: RefSeq, a predicted model, not a curated record